AAAAACCGAAUGAAGAUUAUUAUAUUAAAGAAAUCAAAUCUUUAAAGAAAGAAAUUAAAACUUUGAAGGAUGAAAAAGAUAAAGAAUUUAAAUCUUUUAAGGAUAAAAGCGAUAGAGAAAUUAAAUCUUUGAAGCAUGAAUGUGAUAAACAUAAAACCGAUUAUAACAAACUUUUAACAGAGCAUAAUAAUAACGUUGUCCUUUUUAAUAAAGAAUACGAAGCUCAAAAAACGAGAUAUGAAAUGGCUCUAGCGAACUGGAGAGAAAAUUAUGAUCAUUUAAACGAGCAAUUGAAUAAUAAAAGAAAGGAAUAUAAUAAGCUAUCUCAAACGAACGAUGCAUUAAGAGAAGAAGCUUCCCAAUAUCAAUCAGCUUUAGGAGAUGCUAAGAAUUAUCGUUUGGGUGAUAAUGAUGCUAAUAACCCUACUCAGCUUACAAAAGAUAUCGAAAUCAUACAAGAUUCUAUCAGUAUUUUCUGUAAAUUAAAGGGAGGAGUUGACAUAAAUGAGCAACAAUUAACGGUGCUUUUGGAAAAGUAUAAAUGUAAUAUAGAAGAACCUGGAGACAAGGUUCUUCUUAAAGCUGCCUUACAACGUUAUAUAAUCGAAACUAUCAUAAAGAAAACUGAAGAAUAUUUAAAAAAGGAAUUAACCCCUGAUGAAAAGAACAAACAUAUUGAAUUAGAAGUUAUCAAUUCCACGUUUAAUUAUUUAACAACAAUAAAGCAAUUGAUCUAUACUCGAAAAGGCACGGACGAAGUAAGUACCGCGGCUCCAACAAAAAUUAGACAACUUGUCACGGCGGUGCUUGGGGAUCGUGGAUUUUGUUUAGACAAUGAUGGUAAGGAACAUGAGUUCGUUCAGGAACUCAAAAUAGAAAUUAUUGAAAUAAUGAACGGCCUUCGUACAAUAAAAAAAGAUGAUAAAAGAAAAGAAAAUGAAGAGUUGGCAGCGGAAAUCAUUAGAAACGUUAUCAAAAUGUUUAUUUUCCGUAUAAAAGUUUUAGAGCCACCAGGUGAAAUCGAAUGGAUCGACAACGGUGCAAAAAUAGAUCCAACAACAAUGGAAAUAGGAAAUUUGGAAGAUGAUGAUCAUGAAGAUUAUACUGUAAAUUUAUGUAGUUUCCCUUUAAUAGGUGUAAGCUUGAAUUCAGAAAAAGAUCGUAAAGUCCUUGUUCCUGCAAAAAUCAUUGCAAUUAAACCACCUAAAGCUGAACAAACCACGAUGAAUAAGUUCAAAAACAUCAUAUUUAAAAAUACUCAAUAA
Molecule: messenger RNA, 1265 nt
Organism: Funneliformis caledonium
Lineage: Eukaryota; Fungi; Glomeromycota; Glomeromycetes; Glomerales; Glomeraceae
Source: the annotation of a GenBank genome assembly